GGCAGAGGAAAAUGUGUGUCAUUUUAAGAGCAAUGCUUGAAAUUUGCCUGUCAAUUUAUUUGUCCUAACAAGUAAGGUGCUAAGAGGGAUCCACUUAUUAAUGAGAUCCCAACUGCUUCGCCACAUUAAGUCUUUCUUUCCAAACUCCCUAAUCCCAGUGUCACACUGAACCAGCCAUGAAUCCUGUUGACUGGCUUGUCAGAAUACUGCUUCUUUUCUUUCUUUCUCAUCUCUCCUUUUCUGCUGACACCAUUACAAUAGAUCACUUCAUUAAAGAUGGCAAGGUCAUAGUUUCUGGUGGCAAGAUUUUUGCACUCGGAUUUUUCAGCCCUGGAAGUUCCAGGAAUAGAUAUGUUGGCAUCUGGUAUAAUCAGGUUUCAGAGAAGACCGUUGUUUGGGUGGCAAACAGAGAGAAGCCUUUAGAUGAUAGCUCAGGGAUCCUUUCAAUCGACAGUCGAGGAAAUCUUGCCUUGUUCCAGAGAAACCAAGCACAUCCUGUCUGGUCUACAAACGUCUCUAUCACAGGCACCGGGAAUUCUAUUGCCCAGCUUUUAGAUUCAGGAAAUCUUGUCUUGCUUCAGAAUGAUAGCAGAAGGGCGGUGCUGUGGCAGAGUUUUGAUUAUCCCACAAAUACUAUGCUUCCAUUCAUGAAACUUGGAUUAAGUUUCAAAACUGGUCUGAACCGAUUCCUGACGUCUUGGAAGUCACCAGAUGAUCCAGGAAUUGGAGAUUUUUCCUACAGGAUCGACCCCAGUGGGUUUCCUCAAUUGUCUUUGUACAAGGGUUCGGCUCUUUGGUGGCGAAGCGGGACAUGGACCGGGCAAAGAUGGAGUGGUGUACCUGAAAUGACAAGAAACUACAUAUUUAAUGUUUCCUUCGUUAACACUGAUGAUGAAGUAUCAAUCACGUAUGGGGUGACUAACGCCUCUAUCAUCACAAGAAUGAUAACCAAUGAAACGGGAAUUCAAGAAAGAUUUACAUGGAGUAAUCAAGCGCGUAAAUGGAUUGGAUUUUGGUCAGCCCCAAAGGAGCAGUGUGAUUUGUACGGCCAUUGUGGGCCAAACGGUUACUGUAACCCAGAUAACUCAGAUCGUUUCGAGUGCACUUGUUUCCCCGGAUUCGAACCCAAGUCACCCCAAGAAUGGUAUAUACGAAAUGGGGCAGGAGGAUGCGUGAGGAAGGGUAAUGUCUCCGCCACGUGUCGAAAUGGAGAAGGGUUCGUGAAGGUGGCACGUGUUAAGGUGCCCAACACUUCGGCGGCACGUGUGGACAUGAGUUUGGGAUUGAAACUCUGCGAGGAGAAGUGCUUGAGAGAUUGUUCUUGCGUGGCUUAUGCUGGUGCAUACUAUGAGAGCAAGGGAGGGAUUGGCUGCUUGACGUGGCACGGGGAUUUGGUUGAUGCAAGGACAUAUACAGCUGCGGGACAAGAUCUUUACAUACGGGUGGAUGCAGAUGAGUUGGCUCGCUACACAAAGAAAGGUCCACUUCAAAAGAAGGGAGUACUUGCAGUCAUCAUAGUUUCUGCUGCUGUAGUGUUUCUCAUUGUCGUCGCCUUUUUGUCUUGGUUGGUGAGAAGGAAAAGAAGAGGAAACAGAAGACAAAGCAGAAAUCCCUUUAGCUUUGCCGGAAGUUCAUCAUUGUUCGAAGACUCUGUAGAUGGAAAGGACAUUGACGAGAGCAGAAGAAACGCAGACUUACCAUUCUUCGAUUUGAGCACCAUAGCUGCAGCCACAAAUAAUUUCUCUUCUGACAAUAAACUUGGACAAGGUGGCUUCGGCACUGUUUACAAGGGUCUGCUCUUCAAUAGAAAAGAAAUAGCAGUGAAAAGACUAUCAAAGCACUCAGGGCAGGGAGUAGAAGAGUUUAAGAAUGAAAUUGUGCUAAUCGCGAAACUUCAGCACAGGAAUCUUGUAAGGAUCCUGGGUUGUUGCAUUGAGGGUGAAGAGAAGUUGUUAAUCUAUGAAUAUUUACCAAAUAAAAGCUUGGAUUCUAUUAUAUUUGAUGAAACGAAAAGAUCAUCGUUGGACUGGAAAAAGCGAAUCGAAAUAAUUUGUGGGGUUGCUCGAGGAAUAUUGUAUCUCCAUCAGGAUUCAAGGUUGAGAAUCAUUCAUAGAGAUCUGAAGGCCAGCAAUGUCUUACUGGAUGCUGCAAUGAACCCAAAAAUUUCAGAUUUUGGCAUGGCCAGAAUAUUUGGAGGAGACCAAAUUGAAGGAAAUACGAAUCGCGUAGUUGGAACAUAUGGUUACAUGUCCCCAGAAUAUGCAAUGGAAGGACACUUUUCGAUGAAGUCUGAUGUGUACAGCUUUGGAGUCCUGCUGUUAGAGAUCAUAACCGGCAGAAAGAACAGCGAUGAUUAUCCCGAUAGCCCGUCUUCAAAUCUAGUCGGGCAUGUUUGGGAAUUAUGGAAACAUGACAGAGCCAUGGAGGUCGUUGAUUCAACAUUAGGUGACUCGUGUCCUGCUAAUGAAUUCUUGAAAUGCAUCCAAAUCGGUUUACUGUGCGUGCAAGAACAUGCAACCGAUCGACCCACGAUGUCAACUGUUGUGUUUAUGUUGGGUAAUGAAACGGUUCUUGCUCCCCCGAAACAACCAGCAUUCAUCAUGAAGAAAGCUCGCAAAGGGGACGAGACAUGGAGUAGCGAAGGCACAAGCUCUGUAAAUGAUGUUACAGUCACCAUGGUUCAAGCUCGUUAGAGGAAUAUAUAGGCUAAGCUCUUGGAGAUUUAAGUACAGAAUAUGGAGCUAUAAGGUUGUAGCAGUCCUCCUUAGUCAGAACUUUAGCUAUCUCUUAACCUGAUUCAAACUAGAUUGUAUAUUUUUAUUUUUUUGUAUUUUCUAUGUACAAUAUUAGAAAUAACAGAAUAACAUAGGUAUAUUAUUGAAAAA
Theobroma cacao (cacao) is the source of this 2885-nucleotide messenger RNA. RefSeq names its product G-type lectin S-receptor-like serine/threonine-protein kinase At1g11410. NCBI's taxonomy places the organism in Eukaryota, Viridiplantae, Streptophyta, Magnoliopsida, Malvales, Malvaceae. Gene Ontology annotation, biological process: recognition of pollen; protein phosphorylation. Gene Ontology annotation, molecular function: ATP binding; protein serine/threonine kinase activity. Gene Ontology annotation, cellular component: plasma membrane. The record is from RefSeq and is a predicted model, not a curated record.